UGCUGCUAAAUGGUGCAAAGAUGGAAGUGUUUCUUUAUAAUUCUACAGUUUGUAGAUUAUGUGGUGAAGAAAAUGAUAACGGAACUUUAUUAUAUUCUAGCGAAGAAAAUAAUCAAAACUUAAGUGAAAUCAUAAACUCCUAUUUACCUUUAAAGGUAUCAGAUGAUGGUGAACUUCCUAGGACUAUUUGUCCUGGCUGCACUAUUCAGCUGGAAGCCUCAGUUGAAUUUUUAAACUUAAUCAUUAAUGGACAGAAAAUAAUAAGAGAAUUAUAUCAACGAGAAAGGGAAUAUAAGAAAAAUAUUUUAAACACAUCAAGUACGGACACACCAGAUAUUAUAUCUGAAAAAAUCAUUUAUGAAAUUAACACUAGUGAUGGAGUAUACCAGGUCGAACAUCCUAUUUCCCUGCAAGUGGCCGGACUUGAAAAACCAAAACGAAAACGAGGUAGACCGCCUAAGAAACCUAAGAGUCCCGAAGAAAUUGCACAAGAAGCAGCAGUCAAAGAACAGCAAGAAGUUAGCAGCAAGACUGAUGAAAAAGAGGAGGAGGAACCAUCUGGUAAGAGGAGAAGAAAGGCACCAACUAGGUUUAAGGAAGCUGUUCAGGGUAAAGAACUGGAAAGAAUAUUCAUAGAGGUUGGGGUGAUAGAAGGGGAAGAGGCCGAGAAGAAACCUAAAGCUGACACUGUUCCUAAAGAACCAGAGGUUAUUGGACAUUUAGAAGAUUCUGGAGAGCUUGUCGUCGUUGUUAAGGGCAAAGGAAGAGGGAGGCCCAAAGGUCGCACGCGGCAGACGCGCGAGCAGUGCGCGGUGUGCGGCGCGCAGUUCUCGUCGCGCGGGCGCUACAUGUCGCACGUGGCGGCGCACGGACACGCGCUGCAGCAGCGCCGCCACACGGAGCCCGAAAACACCGACCCGGUAAAUGAAACAGAAAUAACUGCAGAAAACGCCGAGGCGGCUCCAGUUAACAAACCGGAGGAUGACGUACAGAGUGAACCGGUUCCGCAAGCCCUGCCCGACUUGACGGAUGCGAGCGAAUAUAAGGAUAAAGCUGGGGAGAGUACAGAUCCUCUUAAAGUUGAAGAAGAAGUAGAUGUUGUCGGAGAAGAUCCAAAUGAUAAAAAUAGUGAAACUGUUAGUGAAGCUUCUGAGGAUGAAAUCGAAGUACAAACCGAAAAAGGAAAAGUUAAAUUAAAAUGCAAUCACUGUGAUAAACUGUUCAGCAAUAGGCAGAGCAAGUCAUUACAUAUCAAGGCGGUGCACUUCGGCGUGAAGUCGUACGCGUGCACGGAGUGCGACGCGAGCUUUGCGUACCCGCAGUCGCUCGCCGUGCACCGCGUGUCGCACCGCCGCUUCCGGCCCACCGGCGGGUACGCCUGCGACCUCUGCGGGAAGGUGCUGAACCACCCGUCGUCGGUCGUGUACCACAAGCAGGCGGAGCACGCGGCGCAGCGCUACGUGUGCGGCACCUGCGGGAAGCACUUCCGGCACAAGCAACUGUUGCAGCGGCACCAACUCGUGCACUCGCAGCUCAGGCCAUUUACCUGCAAGACCUGUAACGCGACGUUCAAGACCAAAGCGAACUUGCUCAAUCACCAACUCCUACAUUCCGGAAUCAAAAAGUUUUCGUGCGAUAUAUGUAAGCAGAAAUUCGCGCAUAAGACAAGUCUCACGCUACACAUGAGAUGGCACACCGGAGUGAAACCGUUCUCGUGUGCGGUGUGCGGGAAGAGCUUCAGCCAGAAGGGCAACCUGUCGGAGCACGAACGCAUCCACACGGGAGAGAAGCCGUACCAGUGCGCGCUGUGCCCGCGCCGCUUCACCACGUCGUCGCAGCACCGCCUGCACGCGCGCCGACACUCGCGCCGCGCCGCGCACGACCGGUACGUAACACGACACACGCCGUACCAGUGCGCGCAGCACCGCCUGCACGCGCGCCGACACUCGCGCCGCGCCGCGCACGACCGGACUACGAUUGUACGACGGGACGAUGCCGGCGUCCGGCGCAGGCGUCUUCUUGCGAGAAGCAAGCAGAACCCGAAGCAAAUAAGUCUACUCGUGAACGACAAGAUCCAGCCCGAACCGCAGGUACAACUGCAGCAGACCCAGCAUCAGGAGCUGCAGAAGCUGGAGGUGCACGAGGAGACAGAGACGGAGGAGAGAGUCAUAUAUGUUGCUUAUGAUGCAGACGACUCCAACGCAACCGCCUUUCACAUACUGGAUCCGGAACAGGCUGUCAACAUAGAAGAGCACAAGGUGCUAACAACCUGUGAACUAUAUUCCGGUUCCUCACUCCUGGUACCGCAACAGCUCGAACAGCUGAAGGUGGAAAUGGAGCCCGAGCAGCUAGAAUUGGAGCACGAAGAGAUGGAGCUAGAUCACGAGGAGCUGCAGAUGGAGCUGGAGCAAGAGGAAAUGGUGGAGCAGAUAGAAAUGGCGAGGGAACAUCUCAUGCUUGAAGAGAAAAAUAUACCUGUAAAUGUGACGGACGAAGAAGGUAACCCGCUGCACUUCACAAUGCAAGACGGCACGAAACUCGCCAUCACAUCCAUCGACGGGAAAUCUUUGCAGGUUAUAACACAAGACGGACAAACUAUUCCAGUUGAGAUUAACGGGAUCAACGAAGAAGAGGAGGCGAUGAGUCCGGACACCGUCGUGCAUCAUCUCAACAUACAGAAAGUCGAAGCCAACUCAUCACCCGUCACGCACUAUUACACUAUUGUUUAGAUACAUAUUUGCGUCCAAUCACUUAAAUAUAAUUUGCUUUAACCGUAAACGUACGUUACCUUCAUAUUGAAUAGCCAUUUUCUAAUGUAGAAAAAGGAUGCAUCGAUAUUUUUUUAAACGAUGAUCUAAGUUUAAACUAUUUAAGACCAACCAUAGUUAGGUAUAAGAGUUUUUCAAAUUUUCAAUACAUAUGGUGUAAGUAGUUAUAUUUAAUGACAUUAACAGUGAGAUAUUAUAUUAUAUUUUUAUUAAUCUUGCUUAAAGUAUUACUGUAAGCAAGAUUUACAAGCGGUCUCUGGUUAUAGAAAAUUUAGCAAAUAAGCUGGUAUUCAACCAAAUGUAAUGUUAAUAAUCAUCAAAAACUACACUACACUCGAAAAUAACAUGUAAUUAUCAUUUUAUUAUUAAAACAUACCAUAGCUAGGAUAUUGUUUCCAAUGCAAAAAAAAAAGCUAGUUAAAGCUAGUAAAGCUGUCUAACAAAUUGACUAAAAUUCAGCUAAUUAAAUAUGUUCAGAACGCUUUUAUACGGAGAAAUGUUUCUGUUGCUCGAUCAAUAUUAAAUGUUUGAUUAGCUACUCAGAAACCGAUAAUUAUUCUUCUAUUAAUUAAUGUAUCUUGUGUUUAAUGAGUGGUUCUUUGUAACACAGCACCAGGCUGGGCCUCUGGUUAAAUUGCUCAAAUGAAUGCCAACCAAGUAGAUUUGAUUUAGUAUAGUAGGGGUAAAACUGAUUGUGUAACUGUCUUGUAGACCACUCCUGAUUAUUAUUUCCAAAAAAUUAUUAUUUUUUUGUGUUUUAAUCGUAAGAGUAAAGUAUUAUUGAUUUAUUAAGUAUUGUUACAAUUAAACGCCCUUUAUAUAAUUUAUAAGACACCGCGGUUGUAACAGUAUUAUACUUUUAAUAAACAACAUUUCGGGAUAUUGCAAUGCGUGAAUGAGAAAGUCCCUUUAAUUUCUCGUAGAUUUUUUUUAUGAAUAACUUGUAAAUUAAUUGUUUUUACAUUCCUUGUUAGUGUCAAGUUACAAAUUGCAUUUUUAAUAUUUUAAAAUGAAACAUUUAAAUUUUAAUUAAUACAAUAAAAAAUGGUGUUUUGAAUGAAUGUUAUUGAUAUUAUUUAAAUAAUUUCGCCGUCUCGAAAUUUAAUUUAAUCCCAAUGAAUAAUGUAUCGUUUAAUCCCGAUAAAUAUUUAUAAAUAUACUAAGUGUAAUGUGAAUGUGAUUACCGAUAAUAGGAAUA
Messenger RNA from Nymphalis io (European peacock), 3966 nucleotides. RefSeq names its product zinc finger protein 184-like. The transcript has 18 exons. The record is from RefSeq and is a predicted model, not a curated record. Gene Ontology annotation, molecular function: RNA polymerase II cis-regulatory region sequence-specific DNA binding; zinc ion binding; DNA-binding transcription factor activity, RNA polymerase II-specific. Bases 21 to 2729 code for a protein of 902 amino acids. Lineage: Eukaryota; Metazoa; Arthropoda; Insecta; Lepidoptera; Nymphalidae. Gene Ontology annotation, cellular component: nucleus. Gene Ontology annotation, biological process: regulation of transcription by RNA polymerase II.